Molecule: messenger RNA, 5616 nt
Organism: Sciurus carolinensis (gray squirrel)
Lineage: Eukaryota; Metazoa; Chordata; Mammalia; Rodentia; Sciuridae
Gene: Srgap1
Product: SLIT-ROBO Rho GTPase activating protein 1
Exons: 22
Coding region: 859-4116 (1085 amino acids)
Biological process (GO): negative regulation of cell migration; signal transduction
Cellular component (GO): cytoplasm
Molecular function (GO): protein binding; GTPase activator activity
Source: RefSeq, a predicted model, not a curated record
GCGGCUCUCCUUGGUUCUUGUGCGAGUGUGCAUGUCACCGGCGGCCUCCUGGGGGCAGCAGCGGAAAAGGGGACCAGGAGAAAGAGGUAGCCUUGGCGCACGGUGGCCAAGGAGGCAGAGGACCCUCGCGGCGCCGGCUCACGAGACCUAAACUCCGCCGGGGCUGUGCCCGGAGCGCGUUCGAACAUCGCAGCAGGCACCCUCCAUGUCCAACAGCGGUGACUCGCUUUAGGACUUCGAUUCCUUUUGCCUGCCCCGGCGAUAGCAACAGAAUUUGCAGGCGAAGAAGCAGCAGCCGCGGCAGCAGCAUCCCCAACCCGGGUGGGACCAUUGAGCGCCGGAGCCGGCGGCUGCAGGCAGGAAGGGAGGGUCGUGGCCGCGAUCUGAGUGCGUUCCCGGGCGCUGGUCCUCCGCAGCUGGCCCUUCCCCGGGCGCCCGGUGCAGGUUUCUAACAAUGGUGCGGAGCGUCGGCGCGAGCCCCGCGUCCGCCCAGCGAUCGUAGAGGAAGUGGCCGGGCUUCGGGUGGGGUGGGCAGGGAGACGCCCCCCGCCACUCGCUCGCAGGAGUUUGAGCGGCUGGCCUCUACGGCCUCGGGUUCCUUUCGAGAUCAUCGACGGCGGCUCAAUCCCGAGAGCAUGGUGCCAGCGCCUGGGUUAAUCUAGUUCUCCGUUCGCUCCUUUUUCCUCCUCCUCCUCCUUCUCCUCCUCCUCCUCCUUCUCUCCCUCCUCCUUUCCCUCCUGCCGGUGCUGCCUCUGGGUUCCCGGCGUGUGGGAGUACAACUCUGCCUGUGCAAGGAGACCGGCUUGUGACCACUGAAAAGAACUUAUUCAUUGAAAGCAAACCCGGAACAGCUGGAUAAUGUCCACCCCCAGCAGAUUCAAAAAGGACAAAGAGAUCAUAGCCGAGUAUGAAAGUCAAGUCAAAGAAAUCCGAGCUCAACUGGUAGAACAACAAAAAUGCCUGGAGCAGCAAACAGAGAUGCGAGUGCAGCUCCUCCAGGACCUGCAAGACUUCUUCCGGAAAAAAGCCGAAAUCGAGACAGAAUACUCUCGGAACCUGGAGAAGUUGGCCGAAAGGUUCAUGGCAAAAACGAGAAGCACCAAGGAUCAUCAGCAGUACAAGAAAGACCAAAACCUAUUGUCUCCAGUGAACUGCUGGUAUUUGCUCCUGAACCAAGUGAGGAGAGAAAGCAAAGACCAUGCAACCUUGAGUGACAUCUAUCUGAACAAUGUGAUUAUGCGGUUCAUGCAGAUAAGUGAGGAUUCCACCAGGAUGUUUAAAAAGAGCAAAGAGAUUGCAUUUCAACUUCAUGAGGAUUUAAUGAAGGUUCUUAAUGAGCUUUACACGGUGAUGAAAACAUACCACAUGUAUCAUGCAGAGAGCAUCAGUGCAGAGAGCAAGCUGAAAGAGGCUGAGAAACAAGAGGAGAAGCAAAUUGGAAGAUCUGGUGAUCCAGUCUUCCAUAUUAGACUAGAAGAGAGACAUCAGCGGCGAAGCUCUGUAAAGAAAAUUGAAAAAAUGAAAGAAAAGAGACAAGCAAAGUAUUCAGAAAAUAAGCUAAAAUCGAUUAAGGCACGGAAUGAAUAUCUCCUAACACUUGAAGCAACUAAUGCCUCAGUUUUCAAAUACUAUAUUCAUGAUCUUUCGGAUUUAAUUGAUUGCUGUGAUCUUGGCUAUCAUGCAAGUCUGAACAGAGCGCUAAGAACAUAUCUCUCUGCGGAAUAUAACCUUGAAACCUCCAGACACGAGGGCUUAGACAUCAUCGAGAAUGCAGUUGACAAUUUAGAGCCAAGGAGUGAUAAGCAGAGAUUCAUGGAGAUGUACCCUGCUGCGUUCUGUCCACCAAUGAAGUUUGAGUUUCAGUCUCACAUGGGUGAUGAGGUAUGUCAGGUCAGCGCCCAGCAGCCGGUCCAGGCAGAGCUCAUGCUCAGGUACCAACAACUGCAGUCGCGCCUGGCCACGCUCAAAAUCGAGAACGAGGAGGUUAAGAAAACUACUGAAGCCACCUUGCAGACAAUACAAGAUAUGGUCACCAUUGAGGACUACGAUGUAUCUGAAUGUUUCCAGCACAGCCGUUCCACAGAGUCUGUGAAGUCCACUGUCUCUGAAACCUACCUGAGCAAGCCCAGCAUUGCCAAGAGAAGAGCCAACCAGCAGGAAACCGAGCAAUUUUACUUCAUGAAACUCAGAGAAUAUUUGGAAGGCAGUAAUCUCAUCACAAAACUUCAAGCCAAACAUGACUUGCUGCAGAGGACUCUUGGAGAAGGUCAUAGAGCUGAAUAUAUGACCACAAGGCCUCCAAAUGUUCCCCCUAAGCCCCAGAAACACAGGAAGUCCAGACCCCGCUCACAGUAUAAUGCUAAGUUGUUUAAUGGGGAUUUGGAAACAUUCGUCAAGGACUCAGGACAGGUCAUCCCCCUCAUUGUGGAAAGCUGCAUUCGGUUCAUCAAUCUCUAUGGUCUUCAGCAUCAGGGGAUUUUCAGAGUGUCUGGCUCCCAGGUGGAAGUCAAUGAUAUUAAAAAUUCAUUUGAGAGAGGUGAAAAUCCUCUGGCUGAUGACCAGAGUAACCAUGAUAUUAACUCAGUGGCUGGUGUUCUGAAGCUCUAUUUCCGUGGGCUGGAAAACCCCCUCUUUCCUAAGGAAAGAUUUAAUGAUCUGAUUUCUUGUAUCAGAAUAGAUAAUCUCUAUGAGAGGGCGCUUCACAUCCGCAAACUCCUCCUGACCUUGCCCAGGUCGGUCCUUAUAGUGAUGAGGUACCUCUUUGCCUUCCUCAAUCAUCUUUCACAGUAUAGCGAUGAGAACAUGAUGGACCCUUACAACCUGGCCAUUUGCUUUGGCCCAACAUUGAUGCCCGUCCCAGAAAUACAGGAUCAAGUGUCUUGCCAGGCUCAUGUGAAUGAAAUCAUCAAGACCAUCAUCAUCCACCAUGAGACUAUAUUCCCAGACACUAAAGAACUGGAUGGCCCUGUUUAUGAGAAAUGUAUGGCUGGAGAUGACUACUGUGACAGCCCAUACAGUGAGCAUGGUACAUUGGAGGAAGUGGACCAGGAUGCUGGUACAGAGCCCCACACCAGCGAAGAUGAAUGUGAGCCAAUAGAAGCAAUAGCCAAGUUUGACUAUGUUGGGCGGUCUGCCAGAGAACUGUCCUUCAAGAAGGGUGCCUCCCUGCUGCUGUAUCACCGUGCAUCCGAGGACUGGUGGGAAGGCAGGCACAACGGGAUUGACGGCCUUGUGCCUCACCAGUAUAUAGUGGUGCAGGAUAUGGAUGAUACAUUUUCAGAUACCCUGAGCCAAAAAGCUGACAGUGAAGCCAGCAGUGGGCCGGUCACUGAAGACAAGUCUUCAUCCAAGGACAUGAACUCCCCAACAGACCGCCAUUCCGAUGGCUACUUAGCCAGACAAAGAAAAAGAGGAGAGCCACCCCCUCCAGUAAGGCGUCCUGGCAGGACCAGUGAUGGCCACUGUCCCCUCCACCCCCCACAUGCUCUUUCCAACUCCUCAGUUGAUCUGGGGUCCCCAAGCCUGGGCAGUCACCCCCGGGGCCUACUGCAGAAUCGUGGCUUCAACAAUGACAGUCCUGAGAGGAGGCGUCGACCUGGCCAUGGCAGCCUGACCAACAUCAGCCGGCAUGACUCCCUCAAGAAGAUUGACAGCCCUCCUAUCAGAAGGUCCACAUCAUCAGGGCAAUACACCGGCUUCAAUGACCACAAGCCACUGGACCCAGAGACAAUUGCUCAGGAUAUUGAAGAGACGAUGAACACUGCUUUGAAUGAACUCCGGGAACUGGAAAGACAGAGCACAGCAAAGCAUGCCCCCGAUGUGGUGCUGGAUACCUUGGAACAAGUGAAAAACUCUCCCACGCCUGCUACUUCCACGGAAUCUCUCAGCCCUUUGCACAAUGUUGCCCUCAGGAGCUCAGAGCCUCAGAUUCGUCGCAGCACUAGCUCCUCCAGUGACACAAUGAGUACUUUCAAGCCUAUGGUGGCACCCAGAAUGGGCGUGCAGCUGAAGCCCCCAGCCCUUAGGCCAAAACCUGCUGUUCUUCCAAAAACAAAUCCUACCAUAGGACCUGCCCCACCUUCCCAGGGUCCAACAGACAAGUCUUGCACGAUGUAAAAACCAGCCGAGCAAGGGCAUAUGGGGAGGUGAUUUAAAAGAAACGGAUUAGUGACAAAAGUCAGUGAUCCAUAACUUUCCUUAGUUUUGUGCUUAUAACUGGAGAUCUUUUGGCUUUUCUAUGUUGUCGAAUGUAAUGUCUGCGACUAGCUAAAUUAACACGGGCAUUUGUAUUUUGUAAUUUUUUAAAGAACUGGACAUAUGUCAUUUUAAAGACAAUAGAAACACUUAGACUUACUUGAAAAUCCAAUGCUGCACCACUUGUAAUGAAGGCAACACCACUCCCCGCAUAGUCCAGUGCUUCAGGCUUCGUGGAGCCCAGGUGGGUCUCCUGAAAGCAGGAGAAUCCGAGUGCCAGGUCUUAUUGGAGUAGAACCAGUGUUGGUCUGUGUAAUAGCUGAAAGAUUAUGGCACUAUUUAGUAGCUGACAGUGAGCACCUCUGAUUCCAUUCAGAAUAGGGAUCCAGCUCCUGCUAAAAACUUAAGAGUUGUCACAGUGGGAACUUCAGCCCAUGCCUUGAAUGGGUUGAAUGUUUACCUUUUGUGUAACAGUCAUUUCUUUGGGUUCAGUUUAAAGUCCAGUGAAGGAGGUAGAACCUCACAGUUAUUGCUUGAACUGAACCUGGGAAAGGAAAGGGAGAUGCCGUCUCAAAGCUAUGGAUGUGAAUCCAUCCAUGAGCAUGAUCAGGCCCCAGAGAUUUCCCAGUCCAUCAGGGACUAGAAAGGACUAGAACACUCUAGUUUUAAAGACUUUCUGGUUAUACCACAAACCCCUAAAAAGAUCUGUUGUUCAAUAAUACCUACAAAAUAUGUGUCUUUCCUAAAUUCUUAUGUUCUCCUCUUUGGAAAUGGAGAGAGCAGACUGGACAUGAAUCCUUGAUUCACUAUUUGUUCUUGUCUGACAAAAUUACCUUGCUUCCUUUGAAUAUACCACAAAGGCCUGAUGAGCCUGCAUUUGAAAUUCCAGCUCUCCUCUUCAUUUUUCCCUUUGAGCCAACCCAGCACUGGCUAUGGUACUUGAGUUCAAGAGCCAUGCUGGGCCAUCAUGGGAAGAUUACCUCGUGGUUCCAGGAUGAUUUCCUCACAAUUUUUUACCUUGGAACCAUGAUUUUUUCUUUAUGCAUGUAAUCUCUAUAUAACUCACAUAAUCAAGUGAGCUCAACUAGGGACCCUCUUUCUCCAUCAUCCUUAGCCCCUGUUUUUACUAUAUUUCUCUAUCUUAAAAAUCAGAGUCUGUUUUGUUUUUUGUUUCUUUUUGUUUUGAUGCUGGGGCCUCAUGCAUGCUAAACACACACUUUACCACUGAGCUAAUCCCCAGGCCCUCCCCAAAUUGUCUUGAAUGCAUUGUUCUUACGAAAGUACAAAUCACCAUUGUCCUUCUAUCAGAGCUGAUAUCAUCUAUAGAGCUCUGAGCAUUUUACCUACAUUGUCAUUGAAAAAAAAAAAAAAAAAAGGAAACAAUCCUGCUGGUCACCCCUUGAUUGCCUUCUAGGUCUAGUU